This is a messenger RNA of Exaiptasia diaphana, 966 nucleotides long. RefSeq lists its product as uncharacterized. Lineage: Eukaryota; Metazoa; Cnidaria; Anthozoa; Actiniaria; Aiptasiidae. The transcript has 2 exons. The record is from RefSeq and is a predicted model, not a curated record. Bases 1 to 966 code for a protein of 321 amino acids.
AUGGAUCUAGUACAACUUAGGGUGUUUCUUUUAAAUUUACUGGCUAUUUGCCUUGUGUUUGUAACAUUACAACCACCGUUGGCUUAUCAGCACACACCUCUCAUCCAGCGAUUGUUUCCUGGCUUCCACGGUCACACAUACCAUGGGCGAGACGUAUUCUCUCUUAUUUGUGACCAGUUAUGGCACUUUUGGAGAAAUACUGGUGAAACCCCAAACUCAUUGUUGCAAUUGGUGAGGGAUUUAACCCCGAGGAUGACUCAACUUAAGGUGCACGGCGUUCCGCGGAUGAGAUUAAGGCGUCAAAACUUAAAUCUGACUAAUCAGAUAUUGCUAGUUUUUAUCUGGCUUAGAAAAUAUCCUCACAUUGACAACCUAGCGUUAUUGUUUGAUGUAGAUCCUGCCACUAUUGUUCGUAUAAUUUACAAGAUCAUACCUGAGCUAUGGCAAUAUUUCCAUAACCAAAUCAGCUGGGCUAACAAUCUAGAAUGGCUAAAUAUGAUGGGAAACUGGCCAGAGUUUCCUAGUGCUGUUGGGUCGAUUGACUCGACUCCACAUGAGAUUUAUCGUCCGAUAACGGAACCGCAGCGACUGUUUUAUAGUGGACAUCGACACUAUCACUGUUUUAAUACGCAGCUUAUCAUAGACAUCCAAGGACAUUUACGCCACGUACACACAGGUUUUAUGGGAAGUAUGGCCGACGCAAAUUCCUACAGACACAUGCUUCCCAUUGGACCUGGGUUACCACUGGAUAUACCUCCUGGCGCACAAUUCUUGGCCGAUAAAGCUUAUCCAGAUGGUGGAGCGCUGUUAACGCCCGUCAGGGCUAACCAGAUGCAUUUACUAAACAACAGAGGUAGACGACGUGCGCGGAAGUUAUGGAGACAUCCACGAUGGUUGAUGCCUGUAUGCAUCGAACUUUGCACUUUCUUGGCAGAAAGACGCGUUAGACUUUUUGAAAGAAUUUAA